This is a messenger RNA of Alternaria alternata, 2112 nucleotides long. RefSeq lists its product as hypothetical. The coding region runs from base 173 to 1921 and encodes 582 amino acids. The record is from RefSeq and is a predicted model, not a curated record. Gene Ontology annotation, molecular function: protein binding. Lineage: Eukaryota; Fungi; Ascomycota; Dothideomycetes; Pleosporales; Pleosporaceae. The transcript is spliced from 2 exons.
UGCGCAGCUGCCUUAACACAUUCACCAUACAACGCUCACCCUCGCAUUAGGAAGCCGGUUCCACGCUCUUCUGGGGGAGUCUGACAAUAAUACUGGUGAAGUAAACUCAAGAAAUCUGCUCACCGGCUAUACUAGCCAAAGGAGAAGGAAAAUUACUACGACUUAGCCAAUCAUGGCAACCAAUAUCUACAUAGGAAAGCGCCUCUGCUUCGACGCCCGCCUCUGUACCGUCCGCUACUACGGCACUGUCGAAGGAACUAAAGGCGAAUGGCUCGGCGUGGAAUGGGACGAACCAACUCGAGGAAAACACUCCGGCGAACAUAAUGGCACACGAUACUUCACAUGCUUGAACCCGUCACCAACAUCCGCAUCCUUCAUCCGUCCUACCCGCAAACCAGAUCCACCACGCACCUUUGUUCAAGCAUUAAAGUCAAAAUAUGCGUCUGAAGCUGUUACGGAGGAUUUCCAAGAUCCAGAUGUACAUGUGGUUUUCAAUCAUCAACCUCCACAGCUGAAACCUGUGCACUUUAAUGGUAAACCAGCUGAGGAGAUUGGGUUCGACAAAAUCCGGAGGCAGUUGGCUCAGCUCUCGGAGUUGAAGAUUAUCAUCCUGGAUGGGUUAUGCAUGUAUCGACCCGAAGCACGUCAAGAUGAAUGGUUAAGAGGAGGAGAGAAGAAUGAUGUGAGGGAAGCAUGUCCAAAAGCUAUUGAGCUUGAUCUGAGUAGAAAUCUUUUUGAAGAAUGGAGAGAAGUAGCUGCAAUCUGUGAGCAACUACCUGGAUUGAGAAGCUUGAGGGUCGAUGGUAUACGACUCCGCGACACUUCCCUAUCUGGAGAAGAGCGAGAACGCUGUCUCCAGGCCUUCAAAGGCAUCACCUCCCUAAAACUAGAAGAUAAUCUCCUUCCCUGGGCAGAUCUCGCCCUCCUGACCCACCUCUUCCCAGCUGUCACCACAUUUUCCGCCUCCAGCAACCUCUAUACAGGCCUCACUCAGCAUGCCCUCAACCCCACUAUCACCGAUCUGACACUUGAAGACAACCACAUCACAUGUCUAUCAUCGCUAGCAUGUCUGGUAACGCUGCCCAAUCUGCGUCGCCUAAUCCUCAAAUCGAACAAAAUCUCCGAGAUAACUAGCUCAGACGCGUCGAUGUCCAUCUUCCCAAGUACGGUACGAGAAGUGGAUCUUUCGUUCAAUGAAAUUUCAACAUGGGCUUUCAUCGAGCAACUCGUGUACGUCUUUCCUGGUCUCCAAAGCCUACGCGUGUCGCAAAACCCAUUAUAUCAGUCUUUGCAAGCACCAGAUGGAAGGAGCUUGACGGCAGAUGAUGGGUAUAUGCUUACACUAGCGCGACUGGGACAGCUCAAGACGCUAAACCACAGUCCCAUCCACGAGAAAGAACGGCUGAAUGCAGAGUCGUAUUAUCUGUCCAUGAUCGCCAAGGAGGUGCAGUUCGCACCUGAGAGCCAGCGAGAGCAGAUACUGAAAAGCCAUCCGCGGUACAAAUGGUUGUGUGAAGAGUAUGGCGAGCCAGAUGUGCAGCGCUCUGCUAAUGCCGUAAACCCAAACUCGCUUGCUGCCCGGUUGCUCCGCAUCAAGUUCUACCUCGCGGCAGCUACGGAUACAACUUUCGAGACGGAAAUACCCAUGAGUAGUACCGCGUACACGGUGCUUGGUAUCGUUGGAAAACACUUCAAAAUCAAGCCCAUGGCGUGCAAAUUGACAUGGGAGACCGGCGAUUGGAUGUCGGUACGGAAAUCACCGACAGAUAUUGUAGACGACGACUGGGACUCGGAGGACAGCGAGGCGGAGAUGGGUAUGGAGCGUGUCAUGAGGGAGGUGGAGAUUGUGCCCGGCACGAGGUCGAUUGGAACAUGGGUUGACGGCUCGGAGGCUACCGUGAGGGUGGAAAUUAAGUCGUGACGGCUCAAUAUCCUCAAACACUCUAUCAGAUUCUCAAAGAGUGCGAUUUCGAUGAAGCUUCGUUCAGCGGAACCACCAGUUGACCUAGACAACGAUUAAGCGACAUAUUCAGAAAAGAUCUUAUACUGCACUUACCGAAGCAUUUGCGCCCCUUCCAAUCCCCCUAACAGCAUGCCACCAUCCAUGAGGAA